This is a messenger RNA of Cylas formicarius (sweet potato weevil), 762 nucleotides long. Its product is annotated as E3 ubiquitin-protein ligase MARCHF3-like. The coding region runs from base 40 to 690 and encodes 216 amino acids. Lineage: Eukaryota; Metazoa; Arthropoda; Insecta; Coleoptera; Brentidae. Gene Ontology annotation, biological process: protein ubiquitination. The record is from RefSeq and is a predicted model, not a curated record. The transcript has a single exon. Gene Ontology annotation, molecular function: ubiquitin-protein transferase activity; zinc ion binding.
AGAAAAAAACUGUCAGCGCCACCCUGACAGCUGCCCGAAAUGUCACACACUUCGAAUCAUUCCUGGAUCGCAUCGAGAAAUUCAGAUCCGAAACUCGAAAAUUCCAACCACGUCCACAACAACGACGCACCGGUGAAGAUAGCAAAUUCUGUAUCGUGCAGGAUAUGCCAGACCAGCACCGCCAGCGAACGCUUAAUCUCACCCUGUAGAUGUCGCGGUACUUUGGCUAACGUCCACCUGUCUUGCCUAGAACGUUGGCUCAACCAAUCUAGCAGGAAUUACUGCGAACUCUGCAAGUUCAGGUACAACGCGGUCGAAACUCAGAGGUACCGCCUGCUACAAAGUCUGAGACUGUGGCUGCGACAUCCUCAGAACCGGACUCGAGUUCGGUCCGACUGCCUGAUCGGGAUGCUAUUGACCGGCGUAACCACCGGGUUGUUGGCGAUUUGCGUAUGCGGUAUGGAUUACUUUGUAGAUGAGGCCGUCAAAAUGGGAGUCAAGCGGGUCUGGAUACAAGUUGGCGUCAUCGCUUUUUUGUGUGUGAUCGUCGCCGGAUACGUGCUGACUGCUUAUUUACUGCUCAGGGACCAUUUCGUACCUUGGUAUGGCUGGUGGCGCAGAGCUGUAAACAUCCGGUUAGAGCUUCCUCCGGAAUCGAUACCGGCAUCCGGCGGGAAAAUUUGUCAGUGACUGGAGACAGUAGCGCAUUGGUUUUUCCGAAAUCACAAAAAAAAACGAUGAUGUUAUAGUGGACAAAAAUAA